AUGCAAGAGCCUAACCAGUCCUAUGUGACUGAAUUCAUCCUUCUGGGCUUCUCCUUCGGUCCCAGGACCAUGCCUCUGAUCUUCUCAACCUUCCUGAUGAUCUACCUGUUGAUUAUUCUGGGCAACAGCAUGAUCACUAUCCUCAUCUGCCUGGAUUCUCACCUCCACACACCCAUGUACUUCUUUAUUGGCAUUCUCUCUCUGUUGGAUCUGGGCUACACCACUACAACUGUGCCCCAGAUGUUGGCACAUAUGGCCAGCCAGACGAAGACCAUCUCUUUUGCCAGCUGUGUGGCCCAAAUGUACAUUUUCUUGGUGCUAGGCAUCACUGAGUCUUGGCUUUUUGCCAUCAUGUCUAUAGACAGGUACGUGGCCAUUUGCCACCCACUUAGGUACAAGGUCAUCAUGAGCCCACUGUUGUGUGGGGUAAUGGUCAUUUUCUGUGGACUCUGGGGUGUCAUCUCUGCUCUUGUCUACACUGUGUUUGCCAUGCGUCUGCCCUACUGUGGCCCCAACAAGAUCAACCACUUCUUCUGUGAAGUUCCAGCAAUCUUAAAACUGGCUUGUGCAGACACCUCAGUCAAUGAUCGAGUAGACUUCAUUCUCGGCUUUAGUGUCAUCCUGGUUCCACUUUUCCUUAUCCUUGUCGUUUACGUAAACAUAUUUGUUGCCAUCUUGAGAAUCCGUUCAGCCCAGGGGCGGCUGAAAGCCUUCUCCACCUGUGCCUCCCAUAUCACUGUGGUCACCAUGUUCUGUGUGCCAGCCAUGGUCAUGUACAUGAAGCCUGGCUCUGAGUCCUCACCAGAGGAAGACAAAAAGUUGGCCCUGUUCUACAAUGUCAUCUCUGCUUUCCUCAAUCCCAUUAUCUAUAGCCUCCGAAAUAAAGAUGUGAAGCAGGCAUUCCUCAAGGUGACAGGCUGGGGCAGAGCCCCAGAAUGA
Molecule: messenger RNA, 939 nt
Organism: Artibeus jamaicensis (Jamaican fruit-eating bat)
Lineage: Eukaryota; Metazoa; Chordata; Mammalia; Chiroptera; Phyllostomidae
Product: olfactory receptor 2A12
Exons: 1
Coding region: 1-939 (312 amino acids)
Biological process (GO): G protein-coupled receptor signaling pathway
Cellular component (GO): membrane
Molecular function (GO): olfactory receptor activity; G protein-coupled receptor activity
Source: RefSeq, a predicted model, not a curated record